Protopolystoma xenopodis is the source of this 405-nucleotide messenger RNA. NCBI's taxonomy places the organism in Eukaryota, Metazoa, Platyhelminthes, Monogenea, Polystomatidea, Polystomatidae. The record is from the annotation of a GenBank genome assembly.
GCCCGCUAUCAGCUUGUACAUCCUUCAACUGAUCGAGAUAAUUGUAUCAAACUUUCUAGCUCUGGUGUUUCUACACCGCCUGCCCUUCCCCCGCAUCAGAAGCUCUCAUUUAAUCGCUCAUCACUAGGACUUCAAACUUCUGAUCAACCUCCACUGUCUCUAACCCCUCCUGUCAGGAUGGAAUCCCGAGGGCGCCAUACCCAGCGUAACUUUUACCGUCAGCAACCACCAAUUAACGACGGCACUUUGAGGCCAUCUUCCGUUGGCUCUUCAUAUAUCUCAUUUCAGAAUGAUGAUGAGUUAGGUACAGAUAAGCUACUCUCUCCCCAUGACUUUGCUGAUGCUUGCCACGAGGGUGAGCAGCCACUGGCCCUUUCAAAGCAUAGGGUAAGUUGGUUCAAUUGA